Molecule: messenger RNA, 1234 nt
Organism: Ctenocephalides felis (cat flea)
Lineage: Eukaryota; Metazoa; Arthropoda; Insecta; Siphonaptera; Pulicidae
Exons: 9
Coding region: 191-1234 (347 amino acids)
Source: RefSeq, a predicted model, not a curated record
GAGAAUAAUUCAGUUUAAAAUGCAUUUAAAUAUAAAGUUGCAAAGAAAAGAUUAUAGAAGAUAUUCUAGAUCAGUAACGGAAUAUUUAAUUAAUUUCUAAAUGUAUGAAGUUUCUCAAUAUAGUGAAAAAAAUAAUACAAAUUAGAGAUAUUUAUUUCUGAGUUUCUGGAAAUUCUGCGAGGCUGCAAAAAUGCUUGUUAAUCUGGUGUCAUUUUUGGAAUGUUUCAUUAGUAAGGACUUUAGUUCAUGUUCAUUAAUAAAAGAGGAUUUAAGAGAUUAUCACCAGCGACACUAUUAUCAUGGACAAUUUGCACUACUAACAAGCACUUGGUCAUUCAAGCUUCAUGCCACCAAAUACAAAACAUCCGAAUUAAUCACAGAACAGGAUCUGUGUCUGGGUCUAGUCCGAAUAGAAUCACUACGAGUACCAAGUUCUGUAAAAUCAGGUAGUUCCCAGGGGGUGCUGCUCGACUGCGAUUAUGACCUCAGCGAUCCCUACGGUCUAGUAGUCAAAUGGUACUUUUCGCCAAGGGGAGGCACCGGAUUACGACGUGUUUAUCAGUGGAUUGCCGGACAGAAGCCACUGGCUUUUGGAGUUUUCAAAAAUGCCGUAAAUUUAUCCUAUAAGGCAUCAGACAAUCCGAAUUUUCAACACAGAGCAUUGAAUUUGAUCAGACCAACUUGGAACAUGUCUGGAACCUACCAAUGUGUGGUAGAAACCUACAAUGAUGGUACUGCCAAGGAAUCUUCAGAUAUGCUGGUCUAUUCACCCGAGAAAAAUUUUCAACUAAUCCACGAAAAAAAUCACAUUGAUUCAUUUCGACUCAUAUGCUCCGCAGAAAAUUUGUUUCCUACACCUGUUAUGAGCUUUCGAGUUGGCAACAAAGUACUAAUUGCAACUGAAAACAACGUUUCCCAAAGCAGAAGUUCCCUAUACGACAUCCGCGUAGGAACGGAAUUGGGCUUUGACGAUCUGUCGGAAGAGCCCUCGGAAGUAACUUGCGAACUAUCUCUGCCCGAGGCCAAUUACACAGUCAGGCAAGAAGCACUAAUCUACAAAAAUCUUCCAAAGGUGGUGCCGAAAUCUGCAGCAUCGGCGGAUUUAACAGCUCUUGACUCAACAAAUUUUACAACAGGAAAUUCUGCUAACAUCCCAGUGCCUUAUUUAUACAUCGUAUUAAUCUUCUGCAUUUUUUCGCGCUUUUUAAAUCAUCCACAUUCUGCGACUACGUAG